AUGAAUACUACAGUUAAUAGAACGUUGUCAAGCACUAAAAUAGAUCCAACUGAGUUCGAUGUAACAAUUAAUGCUAUACUGAUCGGUCUAGGAGCUGAAAAAUAUAUAGAUAUAUUCAAGAAGCGAAAUAUAGGUCAGAAAACUUUAGCUGAGUUAUGUGAUGAAGAUCUUGUUAAAUUGGGUAUUGAUGAUGCUGAAGUUAGACUGAAGAUCUUAAACGAAGUAAAAAAUUUGCCCAUUUAUGAGGAAUCUAAGCAAAUAUCUAAGUCGAAUGUGGGUCCAUUAGAAAUUAUGGACAUUCUCAAUGAUAGUUCAAACCAUCUGUAUAGAAUAUAUUUAAGCAUCAUUGCAAACACUCUAGCCCUAAAGAAAACAAAAAAAUUAACAGACUGUUUAUUGUAUAGAGACAAAUAUGCAUCUAAUAUAGCUUUGAGUACAUUAAAUGAAAUAACUAAUAUACUAAAUUCUAUGGACAUUGCAAUAAACACACAGUUGAAGGAACUCAAACAGGACUCUAGAAACACCAAGAAGAAGAAAAUAAUAGUAGGAACUGUUGGUAGUGCAGUCAUAGCCGUUUUAGCCGUGUUAUUUGUGCAUUCUUUGAAGCAAAUUAAAUAA
This is a messenger RNA of Arctia plantaginis, 618 nucleotides long. Lineage: Eukaryota; Metazoa; Arthropoda; Insecta; Lepidoptera; Erebidae. The record is from the annotation of a GenBank genome assembly.